GCUGGAUUUCCUUGUUCGUCAGUGAAACGUUUCCUUCGUCCCUGUCUACUGUUAGCUGUGCAAAAGUGCUCUCUUCUUCAUUUGGAAACGGUUCUCAGUCCCUAUUGAUUUUACUUCCCCCAAUCGAAAUAACGGUGGCGCAACGCUUAGCUCGUUACCCCCGACGGCUUCGCGGUGGUUGUGGUAUUUCUGGAAUAGGAAGGGGUUUGCCCACUGGGGUUCUAGGGUAUCGCUCAGGGUUUCUCUAUUCGGGUUAUUUCAGGGAGCCACCGUUUUCCUGUAUUUGUGAGAGAUGUUGUGGCGGAGUCAACGCUGUGGUGUAUUUCUAACGCGUGACAGUGAGCUCUGCGCGUGGACAGGUGAUCCGUGGGGGUUGGUCCGAGGAGAGAGAUUUUGCAUGUAGAGACGGUGCUUCUGUUAUCUUCUUAGGAAAAACCGUAUUCUUGAGCGGUCUGAUAUAAGCUUCUCCUUUGCGUUUAAAAGGAACAUCAAGGCCGCAUGCAUCUGCUGGCCACUUUCCAAAGAAGCGUGACUGGGGUAAACUCUGUGGCUCUUUGUUCGCUUCGAAAGUCCAGUAUACCAAAACACAUACAUUUGUCGGACAGUUUCAACAUGUGACGCAGAGGGAUUGCCUGUCCUUUCCGCACGCAAUAGAACCAGUACGUCUUAGGCCACCUGUGUGGUUGAGUUCCGUAGACCAUCGUGGCACCCUCGCCGCGCGCUUCCCAACAUCCGUAGGCUGGCCUCUCUGUUUACUAUGUCUUUCCACAGCGCUGAGGUUUGGCCAUGGCUCGACCGGCAGCCUGGUCUCAAGCGCAGUAUCCGAGUGAGAAGCUCUUGGCGGAGAUCCAGGGACCGGGCAGGGGUACUGCCACGGGGACUGACUGCGUUUUACGAUUCUGCUGAAAGGCUUUUCUCUGUCGUACCACCACACCGCAACUUUUAAACACCGUACCUUCUCAUCAGCUUCUCCGGGGACGGCGCUGUAGUACCUCCUGUUCUUGGAUUCGACAGGUAGCGUCCACAUGCCGCGGGUUUCGCAGGGAGGUGGGCCUGGCGCAGACGCCAGCUGUCCGAGCUCGCUGACGAGCUUUGCAAAAGGCGAGGCAGGUUCUGAGCGGACCCUUGCCCCGGAUUUCGAGGGGAAGUCGGCGCUGCGCUCGUCGUCCUGCGGGCGUGGUCUGCAGGAGCGACAGGAUGCGCCAUGGCUGUCACUCGUUCGUCCCAGUCACGUGAGUCCUUUUCUUCUUGAUGAACGGUUCCAGAACGUCGACGUUCCAUGUUACGAGCUUUCGAGCUCUCCAAAGUCUUCUCUGGCGCAGACUCCAGGGGGGGUUCAGAGCAUCGGUACUGGCCUUCUUCGCCACCCAUCUGACUCGCGGGACGGGCCCCACGAUGAGGUAUUGGAGUCUAUCAUCAACGCCAGAUGCUUCGUGGGCGUCAACAUGAGCGCUGUUGCGUGCACAGCCUCCCAGGCAGAAGCCUUUUCUCGGAGGGGCGCAGCGGCCGGCGCCGCCCGGGUUUCUCUGCGCCGCGUCCCCGGCGUGUCUAAACUCGCCGUGGAGGACGACCAAGAUGACAUCGUAGACACCGAGGAAAAAGCCGGAGGCUCCUCUCGACAUGAGUCGGAAACGAGCCCCGGGUGUUCCUCUACGUUGAAGAAGGACGCGGCUGCUGACCGGCCACUGGCUGCAGGAAAGUCGAGGCGCGAGAUUUCUGCGAAGUGUCUGCUGCUGCCGUUUUUCUCCGCGUCCGUCGACUUGGCUUCGCGUGCCAUCAUCCACAUCUACACUUCAGCCGCUAAAGGCUCCACGGGGGCGUCGACCCACGAGGCGGAGGGCCGAGACCCUGGCCAGAAUAUCUUUAUGUGGAUCGAACGGAAGAGCAUGAAGCUUGCUUUUGUCCGGUCAAAGGCGUACGGCGACUUUCGGACAUGGUACUGCGCUGGUACCCCAGGUUCGGAAUGUUCGGACUGCGCGUCUCUGGGUGCGAAGUCUCCCCUGAGCACCGGUCAGCGGAUGCACCUGUCGAUGCCGGAAAUCAUACCUCCUGUGGUGAAGACCUCUUUCGGCGGCUUCGGAGCCGGGCGAGUCCGAGCAGGUCCACCGCACCAGUGGACCUGGAAAGGUGAGAAGGUGAUGAUGCCGCUGCCUCCGAAGGAGCUUCUUGCCCCCAGAAACCACUGGCGACGAGCCGGAACCGACGAUGGCCGACUCGAAGGGUGGACGGAGGAGCAACUCGAAGUUCGCGUGGUGGUGCGCCGGCGGCCUGCCGCGGGGAUCCGCGGAUGUGUACGGCGCAUGUCGAAGAAAGUCACCUUUUCUCUGGACACGGCCGACAAAUUCUCGAGAGACGGGGACGAGGAUGACAAACAGUCGUUGGCCGGAUCCGUGUCGACUCCGGCCUCCGACUGCACGACAGGCCACCUCCUGGGAGGCGAUGGGAGCGUCCUGCGAACGGGACGCGAGUGGCGAGAAGACGGAAGACUCUCAAGACGGUCCUCCUCCGCAGCGGACGAACACGGACGCCGCUCAUCACGGAGCAUGUCUCGCAACAGCGACACCAGCCAAGACGGCACACUCUCCUCGAGCUCCCGCCAAGGCCGGCCCCGAAACGGGUCCCGCCGGAGGCGAGGCCUUUCACCGCUCCCUCUUUUGUUGGAUUUGCUCGGCGAAGACGAGCCGCUGUUGUCGCGAGUCGUCUUAGAGCCCCAGCUCGAUGGGAACGAAGCGGCCGGCUCGCGCCCGAACCCGGGAGCGGGAGGUUCCGGCUGGGACGGAGAUAUUUCGCUGGCGGCCGGGUCGACUCCAGGGGGGCCUUCGUGUGUCUCUAGAGGUUUGUACCAUCCCCUGGACCGGCCGGAGACUCUGUUUCCCCAGGCUCGUGCGCGCCAUUUGCGUCGCCAGUUCUGUCGGCACCGGUCAGCCCCCGGCGGAAGCCCGCUGUCGUGGCCUGCAUUGAGUGGAGAGUUUUCCAAGUGCCCUGGGAUGUUGCUGCCGCUCUCAGCUGCGACUCCGCAGGCGCAGCCGGGUGUGAGGACGGCCCCUACCUCGUGCUCCAGCAGCGACAGUGCCUGGGGCGUCGCUGAAAACGUGGUAAGUGGGAGCGAGACUGUUUCUUUACAGCUGGACGCCGUCCUCGGUCCGCGCACGGGAAGAAAGAGGCACUCGCUGCCGGUGUGGAAGCAGCGGGCGGACCCUGCGCCGAAAGGACCCUUCGAGAACCGGCCAAGUCGCCUCUCCAGAUUUCUGUCUCACUGGAAGCUGUCUUCGGUGACCACAAUGAGUUUGGAAGAGCCGGAUCCGCCGCCGGCGUCGGCUGCCGGCCUUAAGUGUGGUUUGAUGGAGGCCGAUCUGUCAGGCCGGCAAGUGAUGGAACUCUCCGACAUCCUCAGUAGGAACCGAGGGGCGGAGAGUGGCACCGGGACAGGCGGAGGCAACCGCCGGACACAUAUUCAGCUUGGAGGUUUGUCGGAGCGCGAAGCCGAGACAGAUGGAGAGUGGAGACGAUUCUCGGAAGAAGCAAGUACGACGCCGAGAACCCGGGAAGGAUCGGAGAGCACCGUGUCUCGCGCGCCACGGCACGGAGGGGGCACCGACACAAGUGUUGGGGCGGCCACCGUUGACGUCGAGCGGCUGUCCAGUGAUGGCAGGAAUGUCGCUCUGUGUGAAGCGUCACAGAAGUCUUGCAAGGGAGUCGCUGUCAGUGCUGGUUCUGACAAUGUAACCGCGAGGCGGGGCAGACGCAGUAGAGUGGCGAAGGACGGUGAACUGGAAAGCCAACCUGAUCCGCCGAAGCUGGAAGAACCAGACACAGCCGUGAUAGAGGCUUCAGAGUGUGCUGGACCCAAGACAGCCACCGACAGGCGAGAGUCGGCCAGAAAGAAAGGCUCGCUGUUGGAUAACGCCCGGGCCGCCGGAGGGGUUAUGCGGAAAUUUAUGUCACUACUGAAGAAAGAGAGACGAAAUACAAGUCGAGCGUAGAACCCGUGGAAUACCUGCAACCAGGGUUGCGGCUGCAUUGUUUUGCCAUAUGAGGGCGAUGAGCCCCGUCAAUCAGCCUUCUGCAGAAUUGUUUUCUACUGCCCAUGGGACGAGGUCUUGGUCUGUCAAUGCGGUGAUAGACAAGCCGCCAUCGUCUGCGCUUGUUAGUUCUCUGAGUCUGGUGAGUAAGAGCGAUGGUACGAUGCUGAAGGCUAACGAGCUGAAAAACUUAUUACACUGGAAUAUGGUAGCAGGUUCGAUACGCAAGUGACGAGUACCUCUCAGUGACGAGCUAUGACAAACAACCGGCAAGGGGGACGCUUGAGGGUCAAUCAGUCUGGCUACACAAUGGAAAGCUGGCGACGCUCUCUGGUACCCGUCAAAGACGUGACCAGUCGGGCGGAUUUGCUCGUUCAACCUGGAACGUCGUUUCAUUGGCAUGGUAUUAUCGUGUCAUCGUGCUGCUGGGGUUGUCUAGUCGCCUGCUUUGGCGGCUCCUUUUUAGUUUCGGUGCUUCUUAGUGUGGCACCUACAGGGCAGAUUGGGGAAGUCGAGCAGAGGUGCGAUAAGUAAGGGAAGAUACACUCAGCGAAUGCUGAAUUUCCAAUGAUGUGCAAAUUAGUGAAUUCCCACAAGCGCAAAGUUUUCUUUUUAUUGAUUGGUGAAUGUUCAAGUGCAUGAUGAACAAGUUGCUUUGAAUGGAUUCACUUGUGAAGGCUCGUUCUCCGUCACUGUUUUCCCCUACAACCGGCUCUCUUUGGCAAAGUGGGGAUGUUGAGGGGCUUGUCCGUGUCAAUACAUGGAUCUAGCCAGGCUGUGAAUGAAUUAGGACUGUGCGGAAAACGUGUCGAGUGUCAUUCGGCUUCUGACAGUCCUUCUUGGUGUCAAGAGUUUUUCUUGAGUGGACCACACAGAGGUACUCUGGCGACGAUCCGGACAACAACGUUCAGAACAAGAAGCGUAUGUAUUAAAGAAGCGGUUGACAGCGGGAGCAGGAAACCGAAGGCGAAAUGCAUGGACGAACUCCGUCCUUUUUGAGAAUUGCUGUUGCAUGAAUACAGUGACAAAUCGUCUUUCACAGGUUGACGGAUUUUUUUUGGCAGCUGUCUGUGUUAUGCAAACGCGUAGGGUACCAUCAAGAGAACACAUAGCUCGUCUACUUCGGGAAAACACCACAACGCACAAUGGCGAAAUUUGACAAAAAGACCAAACACUACGGCAGACAAGAAUGAAAGAACAGUUGGUUUUAAACGUGCGCGUUUCGCUGGUGUUGUUUCUCCUGGAGGAAGACGUAGUGUGUUAACAGACUAUGACGGUCUGGUUGCCUAUUCGGAUCGAACCUAGCGAUAGAGAAAGAAAAAAUGGAUGAUUGUAUAUUCGGUUAAUGUACCACCUCCCAACUGGACUGCUUAAGACAGCUAAAAGUGGUGGAUUUCAAUAUCCCACCUCUUCUUGUGUACCUCGGUUGACGCACGGCAACUUCGGUCAGUCAAGAAAACAAAUCAGAAAACUAGUCUGCAUCACGACAACGAACAGACAUUUCAGCUUUUUUGACGCCUUGUCUAUUUCUGAUGUCCUCGGCGAUUUUGAAGUGCCAGCCGUUGCGGAUCCACAUUUUGAUCUUAUUCGUGCUUAAUAUAGACGUCGUAUGCUCUGUUCCGCGAACGAGGGAGCGAAAACAGCUUUUUCCUGGUAAUGCAUGAUAACCAGAGUGGACAGUAUUACACGAGACAAUGAUGAGAGGAGGGAGAGCUCGAAGCAAGCGGAAAAGGUCGAAGAAAGUGGAAAGACAACUCGUUUGUGUGGCUGGUACAGCAGCACAAUAAAUGGUUUUAUCUUGUGCGACUUUAAGCACACUCUGACAUCUGCAAGGGCAGGGGCCUCGUCAUCCUGGAUGCUUGAUAGCAAUUCGCUCACCACAGACACAUUCGUAUCUACAGCUUACCAGCAGUCUAGUGCUGCCUGCGAAGCUAGAACCAGCC
Toxoplasma gondii ME49 is the source of this 5965-nucleotide messenger RNA. RefSeq lists its product as hypothetical. Lineage: Eukaryota; Apicomplexa; Conoidasida; Eucoccidiorida; Sarcocystidae. The record is from RefSeq and is a predicted model, not a curated record. Bases 1026 to 3983 code for a protein of 985 amino acids. The transcript has a single exon.